This is a messenger RNA of Dendronephthya gigantea, 1387 nucleotides long. RefSeq names its product syntaxin-5-like. The record is from RefSeq and is a predicted model, not a curated record. Gene Ontology annotation, molecular function: SNARE binding; SNAP receptor activity. Bases 270 to 1343 code for a protein of 357 amino acids. Gene Ontology annotation, biological process: vesicle fusion; endoplasmic reticulum to Golgi vesicle-mediated transport; intracellular protein transport. The transcript is spliced from 11 exons. Gene Ontology annotation, cellular component: SNARE complex; Golgi membrane; endomembrane system. Lineage: Eukaryota; Metazoa; Cnidaria; Anthozoa; Malacalcyonacea; Nephtheidae.
GAAGACAAUAUUUUCCCACAACGUCAUCACAGAGUUCCUUUCCCUUCAGGUUUCAGAUUUUUUUGCUUUUCGAAGUAAAAAUACUUGUGCUUCUGUGAUAUUUUCACGGUUAACCCAAUUUCAACGCUGUACAGUCCUAAGAAAAGACCUACCAAGGGCAAGAGUGUAUGUUUGGCUACAAAAACCCGUGUCAAUUUGGCUAAAUACUCUUGGGAGUGAAAGAACAUUUAUCGGACACAUCACAACAUCUACAUUUAAAAGUGUAUCAAAUGAUACAGUUGGUUUAUUAUGAUUUGUUUUCUGGGUUUUCCCCAGAUUAUGGGAUGACUACUCGUCGUAGAAGGACAAGAUCUGGUGAAUAUACAGAACAAGGAAUAAUUGCAGAAAAAGAAAAUCUUGAUAUAAAUAUCGACUCGAUGUCGUCCUGUCGUGACAGAACAGCUGAAUUUGCUUCGGCAGUUCGAUCGUUACAAUCGCGUCAAGGUGCCCAUGUCCGUACAAGUCCGUUGAAUCAAAGAAAAGUUAACGGGAUUGUGAGAAGCCAGUUUAGCCAAAUUGCAAAACAAAUUGGUCAUGACAUAUCAAAUACAUUUACAAAACUCGAGAAACUAACCUUACUGGCAAAAAAGAAAUCAUUGUUCGAUGACAGGCCAGUGGAAAUUCAGGAGCUCACAUAUAUUAUCAAACAGGAUAUCAAAAAUUUAAACCAGCAACUUGCACAGCUGCAAGAGCUUGUAAGAGUAAACCGAAGUCAAAGUAAAAAUGUCCAGACACACUCACAGUCAGUGGUUGUGGCAUUACAAACAAAACUUGCAAAAAUGUCUCAAAGUUUCAAGUCUGUAUUGGAAGUGAGGACAGAGAACCUCAAACAUCAAAAGCAAAGAAGGGAACAAUUUUCACAAGGACCAAGUCCAGAAACUUUGGCAGUUGCCUCAAUGAAGAAUGGAUCAGUUCUUCAAAGAGCUGAUCAUAUUCCAAAUGGUAUCGGUGAUAAAACAGUUGCCAUUGAUAUGGACCAAUUUCAAAACUCACAAUAUCAAGACCAAAUGUUGGAGGAACAGGAUACAUACAUCAAGUCACGUGCAACAGCCAUGGAGAGCAUUGAAUCAACCAUAGUGGAGCUUGGAGGAAUAUUUCAACAGUUGGCAAACAUGGUCAAAAUACAGGAGGAACAAAUUGAAAGGAUUGAUGCAAAUGUCGAGGAAACAGAAGCAAAUGUUGAAGGCGCCCAUGGAGAACUUUUAAAAUACUUUCAAUCAGUGACAUCAAAUCGCUGGUUAAUAAUUAAGAUUUUCUUUGUCUUAAUUGUAUUUUUUAUUGUAUUUGUAGUAUUCAUGGUAUAAAUACUACAGAUUAUAUUAUAUUCAAAAUAAAAUGCAUUAUAGUG